Copidosoma floridanum is the source of this 4815-nucleotide messenger RNA. It is a transcript of the gene PMCA, whose product is annotated as plasma membrane calcium-transporting ATPase 3. Gene Ontology annotation, molecular function: ATP binding; P-type calcium transporter activity; ATP hydrolysis activity. Lineage: Eukaryota; Metazoa; Arthropoda; Insecta; Hymenoptera; Encyrtidae. Gene Ontology annotation, cellular component: plasma membrane; intracellular membrane-bounded organelle. Gene Ontology annotation, biological process: regulation of cytosolic calcium ion concentration; calcium ion transmembrane transport. The record is from RefSeq and is a predicted model, not a curated record.
GUGGUGGUGGUGGUGGUGCCGGUGACAGCAGAAGCACAACGGGGCCAAACUUAUAAUAUACACAUAUAUACAUAUUAACCUACGAAAGAACGCGCUGCUAUACACCAACCACCAGCCUUCAGGAGGUGCCAUCGACAGCACCAGCUGACUCUCCGUGUGUCCGUGUGUGGGUGUGUGUGUGUGUGCGCGCGCGUGUGUGUGUGUAUUAAAUCCUACGCACACUAUUGAAAAUAUUAAAAGUAAGAGCUCUCGGUGCAUCAUCAGCAGCAAGGGUGCAGUUGAGAGUUGAGAGUGAGAGAGAGAGAGAGAGAGCUGCUCUUGGCAGCAGAGCAGAAGACGGCCGGCAGCGCUGCUCCUCCCUCGCUGCUGCAACAGCUGCAGCAACAUCAUCGUCAGCGGAUAGCCCGCAGAGUAGCAGAAGCACCAGCAGCACUGAAGGAAUAACAGUAUAGGGCAGCAGCAGCAGCACGUCGUGUGUGCUCGUUGUUGUGCGGACAGCAGUAGCAGCGGCAGCAGAAGCAGCAAAAGUAGCUGAGCUCGCGGCAAAGUCAUGGCGACCAUCGACGGUCGACCGGCCCAGUAUGGGCUUAGCCUUAAGCAGCUCCGCGAGCUCAUGGAGCUCCGGGGCCGCGAGGCUGUCAACAAAGUCAACGAGUACGGUGGCGUACAGGAGAUCUGCAAGAAGCUCUACACCUCGCCCAGCGAAGGUCUCAGCGGAGCAACACAAGACAUGCAGCACAGGCGAGACACUUUUGGUUCAAAUAUGAUUCCUCCAAAACCACCAAAGACCUUUUUAACGCUGGUGUGGGAAGCACUUCAAGAUGUGACGUUAAUUAUCCUAGAAAUUGCUGCCCUGGUAUCACUCGGCCUCAGCUUUUACCAUCCUAGUGAUGAAGAUGCAGAGCCUAGUCCUGAAGAUGAAGAAACACAGUAUGGCUGGAUUGAAGGUUUAGCUAUCCUGAUUUCGGUUAUUGUUGUUGUCGUGGUUACUGCCUUCAAUGAUUAUUCCAAAGAAAGGCAAUUUCGUGGUCUGCAAAACAGGAUAGAGGGAGAGCACAAGUUCUCUGUCAUCAGGCAAGGCGAGGUCAAACAGAUAUCUGUCUCCGAUAUUAUUGUCGGUGAUAUAUGUCAAAUAAAAUAUGGUGACCUGCUGCCAGCUGAUGGUAUCCUUAUUCAAAGCAAUGAUCUCAAAGUAGAUGAGUCCAGUUUAACUGGAGAAUCUGAUCAUGUGAAGAAAGGAGAAUCCUUUGAUCCAAUGGUACUUUCAGGAACUCACGUCAUGGAAGGUUCGGGCAAGAUGCUGGUCAGUGCCGUGGGUGUGAAUUCUCAGGCGGGUAUAAUCUUCACUCUUUUGGGUGCAGCUGUUGAUCAGCAGGAACAAGAGAUCAAAAAGAUGAAGAAAGAGGCUAAAAAGCAGCGGAAGAAGAAGUCGCUAUCAGGCGACGAGGCCGGCGAGAUAACGAGCAACAGCCAUGCGCCGAAACAGCACUCGGUCGACGGAGAGAACCAUCACGGUGGCGGUAAGUCCAGCGAGGAGGGUGGCAAGAAGGACAAGAGCGUGCUCCAGGCCAAGCUGACGAAGCUGGCGAUUCAGAUCGGUUACGCGGGCUCGACGAUCGCCGUCCUCACUGUUAUGAUCCUGAUAAUCAAGUUCUGCACGAAAACGUAUUACAUCGAGGGCAAGGAGUGGCAUCCGUCGCACAUGAACGACCUGGUGCGUCAUUUCAUCAUCGGUGUGACGGUGCUCGUGGUCGCGGUGCCGGAAGGCUUGCCGCUCGCGGUUACUCUCUCGCUCGCCUACUCGGUCAAGAAGAUGAUGAAGGAUAACAACCUGGUGCGGCACCUCGACGCUUGCGAGACGAUGGGCAACGCCACUGCCAUCUGUUCGGACAAGACGGGCACGCUCACGACCAACCGGAUGACUGUCGUACAGUCGUAUGUCUGCGAGAAGUUGAGCAAGUCGGUGCCGAAUUUUUCCGACAUACCGAGCCACGUUGGCAACCUGCUGGUCCAGGCCAUAUCCAUCAACUCGGCGUUCACGUCGCGCAUAAUGCCCGGGCAGGACCCGACCGACCUGCCACUCCAGGUCGGCAACAAAACCGAAUGUGCCUUACUUGGAUUCGUGGUCAACCUGGGCAAGAGUUAUCAGACAGUGCGCGACGAUAACCCCGAGGAGACAUUCACGCGAGUCUACACGUUCAACAGCGUCCGCAAGAGCAUGUCCACCGUCAUCCCAAGGCAGGGCGGUGGCUAUCGGCUCUUCACCAAGGGCGCCUCCGAAAUCAUCAUGAAGAAAUGUGCCUUUAUUUACGGUCGCGACGGUAACUUGGAAAAAUUCACCCGUGACAUGCAGGAUCGGCUGGUCAAGAACGUGAUCGAGCCGAUGGCGUGCGACGGGUUGCGUACGAUUUCCAUCGCCUACCGGGAUUUUGUACCAGGCAAGGCCGAGAUCAAUCAGGUCCACGUGGACGGCGAGCCCAAUUGGGAAGAUGAGGAAAAUAUCGUUGCCAAUCUGACCUGCCUGGGCAUCGUGGGUAUCGAGGAUCCGGUGAGGCCCGAGGUGCCCGACGCCAUCCGCCGCUGCCAGAAGGCCGGUAUCACCGUGCGUAUGGUCACUGGUGACAACGUCAAUACUGCCAGGUCGAUCGCUAUGAAGUGCGGCAUCCUCAAACCCAAUGAAGACUUCCUGAUCCUCGAGGGUAAAGAAUUCAACACUCGCAUUCGCGAUUCGCAGGGUGAGGUGCAGCAGCAUCUAUUGGACAAGGUCUGGCCGAAGUUGCGCGUCUUGGCGCGCUCCUCGCCCACGGACAAGUAUGUCCUUGUCAAAGGUAUCAUCGAAAGCAAAGCCACGGCUAACCACGAGGUCGUGGCCGUCACCGGUGACGGCACUAACGACGGACCCGCCCUCAAGAAGGCCGACGUUGGCUUCGCUAUGGGUAUAGCUGGUACCGAUGUCGCGAAAGAAGCUUCGGACAUCAUCCUCACGGACGACAACUUCUCAUCAAUCGUUAAGGCCGUCAUGUGGGGUAGGAAUGUGUACGACAGCAUCGCCAAAUUUCUGCAGUUCCAGCUCACGGUGAACGUCGUCGCCGUUGUUGUAGCCUUUAUUGGCGCCUGCGCGGUGCAGGACUCGCCUCUCAGAGCCGUGCAGAUGUUGUGGGUGAACUUGAUUAUGGACACGUUAGCCUCGCUCGCGCUAGCCACAGAAAUGCCCACGCCGGACUUAUUGCUGAGGAAACCCUACGGCAGAACGAAACCCCUCAUCUCCAAGACAAUGAUGAAGAACAUACUCGGUCAGGCGAUUUACCAGUUGACCAUCAUUUUUAUGCUUCUCUUUGUUGGGGACAAACUGCUCAACAUUCCCUCUGGCCGAGGAGUUACCUCCGAGCCCACUCAACAUUACACCAUUAUCUUUAAUACAUUUGUCAUGAUGACGCUGUUCAACGAAUUCAAUGCCAGAAAAAUUCACGGCCAGCGAAACGUCUUCCAGGGAAUAUUUACCAACCCCAUCUUCUAUUCCAUUUGGAUCGGUACCUGCUUGUCGCAAGUAUUUAUCAUCCAGUAUGGUAAGAUGGCGUUUAGCACAAAAGCUUUGACAUUAGAACAGUGGAUGUGGUGUCUAUUGUUUGGGAUCGGCACUCUGCUGUGGGGCCAAGUUGUCACGACGAUUCCUACACGCAAGAUACCCAAGAUCUUUUCAUGGGGCCGCGGCCAGCCGGACGAUAUCGGCGCUAUCAAUUUGGGAGACGAGAAAUUCGACCCAGACUCGGAUAAAAAGCCUCGUGCCGGACAAAUUCUGUGGAUCCGUGGUCUGACACGACUGCAGACUCAGCUUCGGGUUAUCCGAGCGUUCAGAUCAACUCUGGAAGACCUAGAGGAGCGUCGCUCCGUCCAUAGUUUGCACAGCUUACACAGUAUGCGCAGCUCGCGCAGCCACACCGGGCCCCGUCCCCUAUCAGACUUCACGUACAUUGACGAGGAUCCGAAAUCGGCGGCGGCGGCGGCAGCCAAAAAGCUCAAAAACUCAACCACUCAGCCCAACAACGCCGAACACGACGGAGCCCGAGGGGCAGCGUCUCCUCUUCUGCUGCACGUGCCUGGCACCGGCAAUCAUCACCACCCGCACCAUCAACACCACUCGCACCACCAUCACCACCACCAAAACCAACAGCAGCAGCAGCAGCAGCAGCAGCAGCAGCAGCAGAACAACGGGAGACAGCAGCACGAAGACGCGAACAACGUUAGCUCCCUCAAAUCAAACGCCAAUAAUCUCCCGGAACUGCCCAAAGUAGUCCACGAGACUUGUAUCUAAGCUAAAGAGCGACUCUCUGAUGUAUACUCGUUCGUCUUUCUCCCCUGGCCCAACGUGUGGCCCCUCUUCCCCCGCCCCCUUCUUUUCAAUGUACAUUGUAUCCGUGCCUAUAAAUAAUCACUACUCUGCAACCAAAACUUUCUCCACGCCAAUCUUUGCCAUGUACUGCUACACCCUGUUUUCUACUACAAAAGCUCGGUAGUGGGUUACUUUGAAUUUUCGGGAAGCUCCGAAGAAACGAAAUUUAGUCGUGCCCUCGCAGCAUUUUCUAGGUCUUUUUUCUUUCACCCACCAUCUCUGUCUAUACCAUCUGGUUCUGUCUGUUUCUGUCGUUACUAUUGUGGGCUGAUGGUGCUAUUACCGUCAUCGUUUGUUAUACAUAACUUACUCUAUCUGUCUGCCUCUCUUUUUCUUUGUCCAUUCAUUCUCUGAGUUACUCGUUUCACUUGCCUGUCAACUGUUGUAUUAUCUAUUCGUUAAAAAAAAAAAAAAAAAAAAAAAAA